AUCUAGCCAUCGUUAAAUCCCAUACCAUUUAAGUUUCACUAAUUCAGGCAUCCCCUAAUAAGUGAAAGUCAAAGAAGAAAGUGAAAUAUGAUGGAGACGUCAAUGAGAUUUGGAUUGAUGGCUGUAUUUGCUGUAUCUGGGAGCAUGGUCUUGUUGGUUCAUCAAGUCCACAAGCGCCUUCUCUCUAACUUCAUGGAGAAAUUUGAGUUUGAAAUGGGUGUCCUAUGCCCACAUGCCAAAAGUAAUGUCACAGGGUGCAAGAAAAACCAAGGAAAGAAGAAGGUGCGGUUUGCAAAACAAGUGUUGGAAGUUCCAAUAGAGAGCAGAGGUUGUUGUCGUAGAAAAAUCACAUCAUCACAAUUGUCUUUCUUGGCUGAGGAGGUUUCUGUUUUGGAGAAAAUUCAAAAAUGGAGGCGUGGCCCAAGUUUAGAGGACACCAUGCCUCCUAACAGGGCAGCUUUAUAUAGAGGGAUUCUCAAAUGUAAGAAGGGAAGAUUUCGAUGUUAAUUUUAUACUCUCAUCAUAAUUAGAUACAUGGUUUUAAAAUAGCCAAUG
This is a messenger RNA of Arachis ipaensis, 555 nucleotides long. RefSeq lists its product as uncharacterized. NCBI's taxonomy places the organism in Eukaryota, Viridiplantae, Streptophyta, Magnoliopsida, Fabales, Fabaceae. The record is from RefSeq and is a predicted model, not a curated record.